CACACACAAACGUUAUUUCCAGACUGAAGUGAUGGAUCGCAGCUCUGCAGUGCUGCAGACCAACAUUAUUACAUAUCACAUGUGACAUUCCUGCACAACAGCUGGCUGCUGGGAUGUUGUCGCCAUGGAGACAGGAAGGGAUCCAUGCCACAGGUUAAAUAAACGGAGCUGAAGUUACUGGUUUUACCUGAAUCAUCAGAAGGAAGUUUGUGUCGCCGGCUGCUCUCUGUCCUAGUUUACCUUUAAUGGCUGCACGGAGCAGCUAGUAGCUCUGCUGCCCUGCAUGGUUGCAGGUUCGAAUCCUGACUGCAGAUGUUGUCCGGAGCAGAGAGGCAGUGCUCGUUAACCUGAGCAGCAGCCAUGUUCUCCAGCCUCUUCUCCUCCUUCUCUCCAUCCCUCCUGCUCCUCUCCCUCGUUGCUCUGGUUCUGGUCUCAGUCCUGAUCUCACAAUGGUUUGGUUCUGUAACCAGAAACCCAUCUGGACCUCUGGACCCCAGCUCCAUCCCCUGCCUGCCUCACCUACCAGUCCUGGGGAGCCUCCCCUGGCUAGGGGGAGGCCUUCCCCCUCACCUUCUCUUCACCCAGCUGGGCCACAGGUUGGGACCUCUGUUUGCGCUCUACCUGGGUCCUCAUUACACGGUGGUGGUGAACAGCCACACACACGCCAGAGAGGUUCUGCUGCAGAGAGGGAGGGACUUCGCCGGGCGACCGAGCAUGGUCACCACCGAGCUGCUGACCAGAGGAGGGAAGGACAUCGCCUUCUCAGAUUAUUCUCCUCUCUGGAAGUUCCAUCGCCGCCUCGUCCACAACUCCUUCACGCUGUUUGGAGAAGGAACCAGCCGGCUGCAGGAAGUCGGUUGGUGUUCAGCAGCACCUAUCGCCCUGGCGAGAAGGAGCUACAGGAGGUGAUCCGGUACAACAACGGCAUUGUAGAGACGAUCGCCCAAGGAGGACUGGUGGACAUCUUCCCCUGGAUGAAGUACCUCCCUAACAGGUCUCUCAGGAAGCUGAAGGAAUGCAUCACCAUCAGAGACCACCUGCUGAGCAGCAAGCUGCAGGAACACAAGGAAUCGCUGACUGAUGGAGAGCCGCGUGACCUCCUGGACGCAUUACUAAAAGGUCAGACCAGCAGUGGGAGGGGCCAAAAGUCACAUGGCUCAGAGGGAGCGGGGAUAACUGAUGAUCACAUAUUAAUGACGGCGGCUGAAGCUUUUGGAGCUGGAGUAGAGACAACAUCCACUACUCUGCUGUGGAUCCUGGCUUACCUGCUGCACCACCCUGAGGUCCAGGAGCGUGUGCAGAGGGAGCUGGAUGAGCAGGUGGGCGCUGAGCGUCCGGUGAGUGUGUCAGACCGUGGUCGACUGCCCUACUUGGAUUGUGUCAUCAACGAGGGCAUGAGGAUCCGACCUGUCAGUCCGGUGCUGAUCCCCCAUACCGCCAUGACCCACAGCAGUAUUGGAGGUUACGCUGUGAGUCGCGGAACACGUGUUCUGGUCAACAUGUGGUCGAUCCACCAUGACCCCCGACUCUGGGACAAACCGGAUCUGUUCCUCCCAGACCGUUUCCUUGACGACCAAGGCCAGCGCGUCACACCAGCCUGCUUCCUUCCAUUUGGGGCGGGGCCUCGAGUCUGCGUUGGUGAAUCACUGGCCAGACUGGAGCUUUUCCUCUUCCUGUCUUCUCUGCUCCAGCGAAUGAGCUUCAGGCUUCCUGACGGGGAUCCCCCCCCUAACCUGCAGGGGCGUCUGGGUGUGGUCCUGCAACCACUGCCUUAUAAAGUCAUAGUCACUCCCAGGUCAGGAUGGGAGGGUGGAGCAACAAAAGUGGGGAGUGGCUAAAUGUCAAAGCAGAAAUCUUAGAAAAGCGUCCCGUUUAAAUGUUUAAUGAAGUAAAAGUCGUUAGAAUAUAAACACAGAUGUGAACUUUUGCUCAUUGGUCUUUUUGUCAAUGUCCAAAAACAGAUACAACAUCAACGGUCUUAUGAAACUUUGGUGUCUUACAAGCAGCUUUCAAUUCUUUAGCGUAAGCUAGAUAUAUUAAAUGUGUUUUAUUGUCAUUAAUAUCGGUAAGAUGAAGUAUUUCCUCUCUUCAAUAAACCAAUAAUCUAAUGAA
Nothobranchius furzeri (turquoise killifish) is the source of this 2112-nucleotide messenger RNA. The record is from RefSeq and is a predicted model, not a curated record. NCBI's taxonomy places the organism in Eukaryota, Metazoa, Chordata, Actinopteri, Cyprinodontiformes, Nothobranchiidae.